This is a messenger RNA of Didymella exigua CBS 183.55, 1374 nucleotides long. RefSeq names its product transcriptional repressor rco-1. Gene Ontology annotation, biological process: mRNA splicing, via spliceosome. Bases 1 to 1374 code for a protein of 457 amino acids. Gene Ontology annotation, molecular function: protein binding; mRNA binding. The record is from RefSeq and is a predicted model, not a curated record. The transcript has a single exon. Gene Ontology annotation, cellular component: catalytic step 2 spliceosome. NCBI's taxonomy places the organism in Eukaryota, Fungi, Ascomycota, Dothideomycetes, Pleosporales, Didymellaceae.
AUGUCUGCGCCAGGGAAAGGCGCCGGCCGCGUGCCCACUGGCUUCGCCGCCGAGACGUACAUCAGCGACCACACAUUCCGCCAGGCACACCGAGCAAUACAAGGAGGGCAAGCGUCCAAGAAGAGGAAGAGAGAGGCCAAGGGCGACUCUGCUGUCGUCACGGGCGCAUCCGCAUACAAGGGACCAUGGGCGCGGUACGAGGAAGAGCGGCCAGACGCAGCUUCGGACGACGAGUUCGGCAGCGACGAGGAGGUCGAGGUCAUAUACGAGGAAGACGACAUUGAGGAGAACCCAGACGCCGCGCCGCACAAGCUCGCAGGCACCGACUACCACGACACCGAGGCCGAGGCCGAGACCACCGAGUUCAAGGGCAGCGAGCAGUACGACUACCAAGGGCGGACCUACAUGCACGUGCCUACCGACCUCGAUGUCAAGCUCACCGGAGAGUACGAGCCGAAGAACUUCAUCCCCAAGAAGCUCGUGCACACGUACAAGUACCACACCAAGUCCAUCACGCAGGUGCGCUUCAUCCCAGACAGCGGCCAUCUCCUGCUCUCUGCUUCUGCAGACUCCAAGAUUGCUCUCUGGGACGUAUACCACCAGCGCGAGCUUCUCCGAACCUACUCCGGCCACACCAAGUCCGUCAACGACAUCGACUUCAACCCGUCUGGCACGCAGUUCAUAUCCGCGAGCUACGACCGCUACAUGAAGCUGUGGGACACCGAGACCGGCAAAUGCCUCAACAAAUUCACAACCGGCAAGACGCCGCACGUCGUCCGCAUCAACCCUUCCACGCCGCACGAGUUCCUCGCCGGCAUGAGCGACAAGAAGAUCCUGCAGUACGACACGCGCAGCGGCGAAAUGGUCCAGGAAUACGACCACCACCUGGGCCCCGUCAACACCAUCGUCUUCUGCGACGAGAACCGCCGCUUCGUCACCACCUCCGACGACAAAUCUCUGCGCGCCUGGGAGUACGGCAUCCCCGUCCCCAUCAAGUUCAUCGCGGAGCCGUACAUGUUCUCCAUGGUGCGCGCUGCCCCGCACCCGAGCGGGAAAUACGCCGCCUUCCAGUCGUCCGACAACCAGAUUACCGUCUACUCGACCAGCGACCGCUUCCGCCAGAACAGGAAGAAGAGCUACCGCGGCCACAACGUCGCUGGCUACGCCCCAGACGUCGCCAUCAGCCCGGACGGCCAGUUUGUCUCCUCGGGCGACAGCGGCGGCUACGUGUGCUUCUGGGACUGGAAGUCGUGCAAGAUGUGGCACAAGAUCCAGGCCAGCGACGCCCCGGUGCUGGCUGUGCAGUGGCAUCCGCGCGAGACCUCCAAGGUCAUCACCGGCGACCUGAACGGCGUGCUGAAGUUCUGGGACUGA